UGUCCAGUGAGAGUGUGAGAUGUGAACAGUCCCAAGCCCUACCUCCUGCUCCUCCUCAGAACAUGGACAUGGUUUCCCCACGUGCCUCAGAACACCAGUGUAGCACGGAAGGAAAAUGUCAGAGACAACAGAGACCAUCAGUGCUGCGUCAAGUUUUCCAAACACCGUCCAGGCGAAAACAUGAUAAUAAUGCAACCUUCUCCAUUUGCGAGGAGGAGGUGGAUGGAUGUUGUUUCCCCCAGUCCCCUUCACCACCAAGGGCUUCCUUUCUCAGGCAAAGCCAUCACAUGAUCCCUUUGAUGACAGAUGGUCCAACACAGAGCUCCAUUGAGGCCAGAAUUCAUGAUGGCAUCUCUGAGGGGACCAGUGCUCUGUUUGUGAGUGGCCUCUGCCGCUGGCCCGGCUGUGAGGCUUUGUCUACAGAUUUUCCGAGCUUCUUAAAGCAUCUCAAUUCUGAACACAGUCAUGGUGACAGAAGCAUUGCUCAGUGCAGGGUCCAGCAGGAUAUUGUCCAGUGCAUGGAGAGUCAGCUCAUCCUGGAAAAACAGAAACUAUUUGCAAUGCAAAUUCAUCUACACCUCUCUGAACACAAACACACUGGGUUGAGGACAGGUUCUGAGUGGCCACACAGCCUUCCUCUGUUCCUCCCACAGCCCCAAGUGGCAGAUGGAGAUAGGAGAGGGCAACAGUGGUGCAUGAAACAGCUGGGGGAGUUAUCCCAGCAUGGCUACAGCACUACUGCUUCUGCCAGCCUGCUACCAGAUUUGGUCCCCAGCAUUGAAUAUUACAAAUACAAAAACGUCAGGCCUCCGUACACCUACGCCUACUUGAUAAGAUGGUCCAUCUUGGAGUCUCCAGAAAAACAGCUCACACUUAAUGAUAUUUACAACUGGUUUACCACCAUGUUCUUCUACUUCAGACACAACACUGCUACCUGGAAGAACGCUGUGCGUCACAACCUCAGCCUACACAAGUGUUUUGUACGAGUGGAGGGAGGAAAGGGGGCUGUGUGGACGGUGGAUGAAACUGAGUUCCAGAGAAGGAGGGGACAGAAGUAUCACAGGGAUUGUCCUGUCAAGUGGCUCACAUCCUUCUCCCAAUAUUGUCCAGUGGACCCGUGAAGACCAGCAGAUGGCAGCACAAUACUGC
Molecule: messenger RNA, 1149 nt
Organism: Paralichthys olivaceus (Japanese flounder)
Lineage: Eukaryota; Metazoa; Chordata; Actinopteri; Pleuronectiformes; Paralichthyidae
Source: RefSeq, a predicted model, not a curated record